Molecule: messenger RNA, 1730 nt
Organism: Rubroshorea leprosula
Lineage: Eukaryota; Viridiplantae; Streptophyta; Magnoliopsida; Malvales; Dipterocarpaceae
Source: the annotation of a GenBank genome assembly
AAUACUAUUUAACUACUUUCAAGAAUGGAUGCCAUAAAAUUCAUUUUUGAAAAACCCACCCUUUCUGGAAGGAUUUCUCAGUGGCAUAUGUUGCUGUUUGAAUUUGACAUUGUUUACACAACACAAAAGUCCAUCAAAGGGCAAGCCAUUGUAAAUCAUUCUGCUAAGCAUGCGAUGAAGGAUUAUGAGCCUAUUGAAUGGGAUUUUCCUAAUCAAGACAUUUUGGCAAUGGAGGCAGAAUUUGAUUCAGAUAAUUGGAAGCUCUUCUUUGAUGGAGCUGUUAACCAGCUUGGUUGUGGCCUUGGAGCCAUAUUAAUGCAUUCUUCUUUGGAUAUGAAUGUCCGAGAUUUGGAGAUAUAUGGUGAUUCAACACUAAUCAUUUAUCAAACGAAUGGUGAUUGGCAAACCAAAGAUCCAAAACUUAUUCCUUAUCACCAAUACCUUGAAACUCCCAUAAGAAGAUUCAGAUUCAUCUUUCUAAACCACAUGCCUUGUGCCAAGAACCAAUUCACAGAUACUUUGGCAACUUUAGCCUCCAUGAUCCAAAUCUCUAAUGAUGACAUAAUCAAGCCUUUGAUGAUUGAAAUUAGCCAAGAACUGGCACAUUGCAUGGAAAUCAAAGUUGAUGACAAACCAUGGUUUCAUGAUAUUAAACGGUUCUUGCAAAAUGGGGAGUAUCACCUUCAUGCGUUUGAGGUGAACAAGAAGACAAUCAAAAAAUUGGCAGCUUCUUACUUCUUGAGUGGAAAUACACUAUAUAAAUGUUUUGCUAAUAUGACUUUGUUGAGAUGUGUUGAUGAAACAGAAGCAAAAGAAGUCAUGAUUGAGGUCUAUGAAGGGAUAUGUGGAACACAUGCAAAUGGAAGAAUGCUUGCUAGAAAGAUUCUUCGAGUCGAUUAUUAUUGGUUGACUAUGGAACAUGAUUGCAUCAAAUAUGCACGAGCUUGUCACAAAUGUCAGAUCUAUGCUGAUCAUAUCAAUGCGCUGCCUUCAUUAUUACAUUAUAUGUCCGCUCCUUGGCCAUUCUCCAUGUGGGGCAUUAAUGUAAUUGGGGCAAUCAAUCCUAAAGCUUCCAAUGGUCAUCAAUUUAUCUUGAUUGCUAUUGAUUAUCUUACCAAAUGGGUAGAAGCAACAUCUUAUGCCAGCAUCACAAAGAAAGUGGUUACCCACUUCAUCAAGAAAGAGAUUAUCUAUAGAUAUGGACAACCAAAAGCCAUCAUGACUGAUAAUGCAAGCAAUUUGAACAAUGACAUGAUGAUUGUACUAUGCAAGCAAUUCAAGAUCAAGCAUUUGAACUCUUCUCCAUACCGACCAAAGAUGAAUGGUGUGGUGGAAGCUGCCAACAAGAAUGUCAAGAAGAUUCUAGCCAAGAUGAUAGUUACUUACAAAGAUUGGCCUGAAAUGUUGCCAUAUGCUCUCCAUGCUUAUAGAACCUCUAUUCGUAGCUCAACUUGGGCAACCCCUUAUUCCUUGGUAUAUGGAAUGGAGUAAAUACUACUAACUGAGCUAGAAAUUCUUUCCAUGAGAAUCUUAUCUAAGUUAGUGAUUGAUGAAGAAGACUUGAUUCAGAAAAGGAUAGAUUAUCUCAACUUGCGUAAUAAGAAAAGAUUGGCAGCUCUUUUUCAUGGCCAAUGUUAUCAGCGACGGAAUGGCAACAGCUUACAACAAGAAAUUCAAACCUAGAGCAUUUCAUCAAGGAGAUAUUGUCUUAAGAAAGAUUAUGCCAGAUG